UCUCGUGACGUAUGCGGCCGUCAGUUAGAGGCGCCAUCUUGAUGUCUCCGAAGUGACCAGAAAAGACGACAAGCGGCAGAAAUUCAGCACAAAUCCGGCGAUACUUUUCUCUUAGUCAGAGCGGAACAUUGAGCUACAUGAGUUCAUGGACUGCCUGCUAAUCAAUGGCCACGUCAACGAUAAGAGUCGCCUAGGUUUACCCGGGUCUCUCCGCUCAAAGAUGGACGACAGCGCGGCGAGGGACGACGCCUGCCGAGAGUACCAGUCCUCUCUGGAAGACCUGACGUUCAACAGCAAGCCGCACAUCAACAUGCUGACCAUCCUGGCCGAGGAGAACCUCCACUUCGCCAAGGAUAUCGUCGCAAUUAUUGAAGCGCAAAUAAGCAAGGCCCCGUCUGCCGAGAAGCUUCCAGUUUUGUACUUAGUGGAUUCCAUAGUGAAGAAUGUUGGAGGAGAAUACCUUGCAGUGUUUGCUAAAAACCUAAUCACUUCAUUUAUAUGUGUCUUUGAAAAGGUACAGUUCUCUUUGCUGCUGUUUAGCUUUCUUCAACAUUUAAGAACUUAAACUGUUUAGCAGCCCACCUCACUGCCCUCCUGUU
Messenger RNA from Labrus bergylta (ballan wrasse), 599 nucleotides. Lineage: Eukaryota; Metazoa; Chordata; Actinopteri; Labriformes; Labridae. The record is from RefSeq and is a predicted model, not a curated record.